GAAUUUCACUUGCAAGGUAAACAUGAAUUCUUGUCUCUUGUUACCUGUUCACCAUUUAAGUUUCACAUGUUUUAAUUUGAAUUAAAACCGUUUAACAACAAUUUGACUUUCAAUUGUAUUUCUAACUGUGAUCUCAGUUUAAUUUUAAAUUUUCCAUCUUUGUGUUGGAUUAGUAGUACAAUAAUCAAAUUGAAAAAAAAUCAUCAUCUUGAGAUAUCAAAGGACAACCAACAAUUUAUAUUGACCAAAAUGUUUGGAUUACCUUUUGUGUUGGAUUUAAAAUUAACUAUUAAUUGUCUCCUAAUCUGCCAAAUAAUUUAUUCCUCCAAUGGUCAACAAAUGGACAUUUUCUCAUCACCGGACAUCUCACAUUAUGCACAAAUACUAGUUGAACCAUCUCAAAGUCAUCUUAUAAUCGGUGCAAGAGAUACUAUUAUCCGAUUGGAAACAAAUCACUUAAACAUAACAUCGGAAAAUAUCAUCAGUUGGCCUGCAAAUAAAGACGCAAUCACGACAUGUCGCAUGAAAGGUCAAUCGGAAUCUCUUUGUCGAAAUUAUGUCAAAGUUUUAUUAGGGAAAAAUAUAACAUCAUCAUCGACGAUCAUAUCAGCUGAUGCAAACUCGACAAUAUCACCAACGAUAACUUCAUUAUCAUCUAACGAUUCCGUCGAUAUAUUUGUUUGUGGUACUAACGCAUUUCGACCUGUUUGUUCAUGGAGAAAAUCUGAUUCUUUAAACUCUAUCGAAUCUGAAGACGAUGCCUCAGGCAAAUGUCCUUACAAUCCCUCAUGGAAUACAACUUCACUGUUCACCAGUCGAGGUAUUUAUUUUUACUUUGGGCCAAUGGAUUCUCAAGGUCAUGAUAAUGCAGUUCUACGAUCUCGACCUUCAAAAUCAUCAACGAAAUGGGCACGAACCAUAGCAGCCGAUACUCGAUUCAUUAAUCAUGAUGCUUCAUUUAUCACUUCGUUUGAACGAGAUGAUUUUGUUUACUUUAUUUUUCGUGAAUCAGCAAUUGAAUACAUGAAUUGUGGUAAAACGAUUUACUCAAGAAUCGGCCGAUUGUGUAUCGGUGAUAAAGGUGAACGAAGAUCAUCCGGACGCUAUUUGACCACAUUCGUAAAGACGAGAUUGAACUGUUCACUUCCAGGUCAAUUUCCAUUCUAUUAUGAUGAAAUUCAAUCAGCCUUUUAUACCAAUGGUACAAUUUAUGGUGUUUUCUCAACUCCAGAGAAUAGUAUCCAUGGUUCCGCUAUUUGUGCCUUUACAAUUUCCUCCGUUGAAAAUGCAUUUCAAGGGCCAUUCAAGCACCAAGACACACCAGGGUCCAUGUAUAAGCCUGAAUAUAAUAAGGACAUCGCCUCACAAUUUUCAUGUAGCCCCAAUUCUGGAAAAACGGAUCAAAUCCGAAACCAGGCUAAAUACCAGUUGAUGGAUCGUUCAGUUGGUACACCCGAGGGUCGACCGCUUUUAAUUGAGAAGGCCAAGUUAACUCGAAUCGUCGUUGAUUCAAUACGAACGUUACAUUAUUCUCAGGUGACUGCUUUGUUUGUUCUAACCAAUGGAAAUCGAUUACGUCGUUAUACCGUUUGGCCUGGAUCGUCUCGAGCUUGUUUCGUUUCUGAAUGGGAUUUGUUGUUACCUGUUAAUGAUUCGGUGAUUUCUAUGUCCAUGGUUCCUCUUGCACACUCAAUUUAUUUGGGAACAAUUAAAUCACUGAGAAAAGUUUCCAUGUCAAAUUGUAAUGAAUUUAAAACUAAAUCAACCUGUUUGAAUUCAGGUGAUCCUUAUUGUGCCUGGAAUAAAGUUGAUGGGAUUUGCGGGCGAUUUAAUGAUUUGGGAGCAAAUUUAAAUGACAUUUGGUUACAAAAUGAAGAUGUUACUUGUGGUGAAAGGUCAAAAGUGGUAGACUGGUCACCUUGGUCUGACUGGCGAUAUUGUUCAAGAUUAAAUGUCAAUGGAAACAGUUCAUCUGAGUGUUUAUGCCGUUCACGAAGUUGCCUUUCUUUGGGUUGUAAUGAUCCAGAAGAGAUUGAAGUUUCCAAUUGUACCGUUCAUGGUGGAUGGACAUUAUGGUCUGAAUGGACACCAUGUACAACUCCUUGUGGCUCCGAGGGAACCAAAACUCGCUCUAGAAGCUGUACCAAUCCAACACCCGAACAUGGUGGGUCAAAUUGUGUUGGAGCUUCGUUUGAAAAGAUUCAAUGUUUAGAUAAUCCUCCAUGUACCACCACAACCACCACCACCUCGACAACAACAACUACAACCUCAUCCAGUUUAUCUGAUGGUGUGGACGAUGAUGGAGAUAAUGGUUGGACCUUCGCUGAAUGGGAGGAAUGUCCAGUUAAAUGUGGCGGUGGUGUUCAGAUUCGUCGACGUAUUUGCUCAGACCCUUCGCCUCGUGUAAAUCGUUGCCGAGGAUGUGAUAUGGAAUGGAGACUCUGUAACACUGAACCUUGUAAAGAAGUUCGUCGAACCUAUGAGACACCCUGGUAUCGAGUUAAUUUUACACUUGACGGAAGUGAAUCAAUAGAGGAACGAUUAAGAUUCACUUGUAAAGCCUUUAAUUUACCCGAAGAAACUGAUCUUACAUUAGCUUCACGUCGAGAGGAGCGAACUGUCCCAUUAAAUUGGUCCGAAUGUUCAGUUAAAUGUGGCAAAGGAGUUCAAUUCAUGUACACAGGGUCAAUUUACCUGAAAAGAGUUUGUGAUACCAAAAUCGAUUGUAUCGGCUGGUCAUCUUGGUCUAAAUGGUCAAAUUGUAUAAACGGUGAAAGAAUACGAGUUCGAACAUGUAACCAAAAAGAGAAAUGUGAAGGUUCAGAAGAGGAAAGAAUACCCUGUACAUUAACAUCGAUUAACAACAAUAACAAAGGUCUAAAUUCAGUUGGAGAUGAUUAUUCAUCUGAUCCGAUAAUCGAUAAUAACGAUUUAAGCUCAUCAGGAAAAGGAACCAUUGAAGGAAUUGGAAACAUCGGCGAUGAAGAUUCAUCAUCAUCAUCUUCGUAUCGUUUAGGUGGUUUUAUAUCAGCUGUUGGUCCAUCGUCAUCUCUAUUUGAUGAAACAAACAAUUAUAAUCAACCUGGUAAUCCAAAUAUCGGCGGUUGGUCAACUGGUCUUCUAAUCCUGUUCACUUGUAUCGCUUUGAUUGUGGGCACUUUAAUUGGUACUCUAGUGACCUACACAAUCAUGAGACGAGCCUCGUUAAUGGAAGGAGAUAAUUCAAAAUUAAGUCUUAAAUUGUUCACAUCACACAAUUCAAAUGAGCUGAAAAGCUGUAAUCCUUAUGUGACCGCCGAUCACUUUAGGAUAUCAAAUCUUAAUCCAUCUUCAUCGGCAUCAACGUGUUUACUCAAUGGUGUCGGUAGACCUUCAUCAUUAACUUCGGCAUCAUCGCCGAUGCUUAAUUAUAGCCCAUCAAAGGAGGCAACAGUUAAAAGAGCUUCAACAAUUAGAGCUAAAUUAAAUUCAGACCAAAAUUUUUGAGGAAACAAAUUUCAAACUCAUUCGCUGUAAAUAGAUAAUCAAUCUCAUCCAUAAUUUGUACAUCAUCUUCAUCUUCAUCAUCUCUUGACCAUCAAAACACCUUGGACCUAAUGGUCAACAUCAUCUUCAUCUUCAUCUUUAUCAUCAUCAUCAUCAUCACGAAAAAGAAAAGCUAAUCAACUUUGUACAUAUGAAUUGUUUUUUUUACUCUUAUGUUUAUCACUACAAUUUGACCAACAAUUAAUAGAUUGUCAUAUAUAAAUUGUCAAACAACUAUUACAAUAACAAUCAAAUGAUUAAUGAUUCAUUAAUUGUAAAAGUUAAUGAGUUCAUUAGAAGGUUUUUCUUUUUAAAUUAUUACAACAAUUAUCAAUCAGAUCCCCUUUUACCUUCACUCAAGUCAAUUUAUAAUUAUUAUCAUUACUGUCAAGUUAAUUAUCAUUCAAAUUGAAACGUAUUAUUUGAUUAAUCAGUUAGAAUUGAUUGUAAUUUACUGCCAAUUGUUUAUGUAAAAAGAUUUAAUUGUUUGACAAUCUAUCAGUUCCUUUUUCUGUUAAUUGAUACUCUCAAAUGUAAUUAUAAAUCGUCUUACAAUUGA
This is a messenger RNA of Panonychus citri (citrus red mite), 4084 nucleotides long. Its product is annotated as semaphorin-5A-like. Lineage: Eukaryota; Metazoa; Arthropoda; Arachnida; Trombidiformes; Tetranychidae. The record is from RefSeq and is a predicted model, not a curated record. Gene Ontology annotation, molecular function: chemorepellent activity; semaphorin receptor binding. Gene Ontology annotation, biological process: positive regulation of cell migration; negative regulation of axon extension involved in axon guidance; axon guidance.